Molecule: messenger RNA, 6315 nt
Organism: Closterium sp. Naga37s-1
Lineage: Eukaryota; Viridiplantae; Streptophyta; Zygnematophyceae; Desmidiales; Closteriaceae
Source: the annotation of a GenBank genome assembly
AUGGGGAAGCGGAAAGGGCGGGCGGUGGCGGGGGUUGCUGCGGGGAGCGGGCUGAUGAGGAGGGAUGAGAUUGUGUUUGCGCGGACGGUGGGGGGAAGGAGACGGCGCCUCCCCCCUGCUCCUGUGUGGGUAGGCAAGGAGGGUGAUAAGCGGUCGGGAGGCGGUGAAGGGAGAGAGCCGUUGCUCAAGUACGAGCGGAUGGAGGGGGACGUGAGCGAGGUGCUCAAGACGGCCAUCCCCACGUGCGUGGCGCUCUCUGCGCAUGGCUUGAUUGCGCUGGGCACCACGGAGGGCACUCUGCAUGUCGUCGACCACCAUGGCCGACAGGUGAAGACCUACGACCCACACGUGGGAGCCGUGACAGACGCGGUCUUCGACUCCACCUCCUCGCACCUCGCCACCUGCUCAGACGACGGCACCGUCGUCAUCCGCUCCCUCAACCUCCCUCCCCACCUCACCACCCCACCUCCCCUCUCCUCCUCCCCAUCCUCCUCCUCCUUCUCCUCCUCCGCGUUCACUGCAUCCUCCCCACCGGCUUCUCUCUCCGCUGCUGUGGCUGCGGCGUCCUCUGGGGUAGAGACGGUGGAGCGGUUUGAGUACCAUCGCCCGCUCAGGUCGCUUGCUCUUGAUCCCGCGUUCGGUGCUGUGUGGCGCACGCGCCAGUUCGCCACGGGGGGCGUGGCGGGGGAGCUUAUAUUGAGUGCUGCACACGGGGGAGGGCGCCAUCACGGUGGUGUGGUGGAGGGGCACGUACCUCCUCCUUUUCAGCCCUCCUCACUCGUUCUCCCUUUUUCCCCUUCUCCCCAACCCCCCGUCUUCAAUCUCCCUGCCCCCCAGGUGCUGCACACGGGGGAGGGAGCCAUCACAGUGCCCCAGCCCCUCCGUGCUGCCUCCACACCUCUUCUGGCGGGUCCGUGCCUGCCUGCCUGCCUGCCUGCUUGUCUGUUUGCCUGCCUGCCUGCCUGCCUUCCUACCUGCCUGCCUACCUUUUUCUUUGUUUGCCUGCCUGCCUGCCCUCCUGCUCGCGCUCCUGCUUGCCCUCCUGCUUCCCCUCCUGCUUCCCCUCCUGCUUCCCCUCCUGCUUCCCCUCCUGCUUGCGCUCCUGCUUGCCCUCUUGCUUGCCCUCCUGCUUCCCCUCCUGCUUCCCCUCCUGCUUCCCCUCCUGCUUCCGCUCCUGCUUCCCCUCCUGCUUCCCUUCCUGCUUCCCCUCCUGCUUGCCCUCCUGUUUUUUUUCCUGCUCCCCGGCCAACUCUAAGCGCCAGCUCCUGCAGCAGCAGCAGCAGCCGCAGCAGCAGCAGCUGCAACAGCGUCAGCGCUCGCUCCCCCUCCACCCCCACCACGCACCAGCUUCUCUCCCUGUCUAGCUCCUCCGGUCAUCUCUCUCUGCCGGCUGCUGCUGCUGGGCUGCUUGCCUCCUCGCCUCUCUCCGGCUCGCGCUCCCCGUCCCACCAUUCCCUCGCUUCUCCUCUCACUCCCCCCACUGUCUCCUCCCCUUUGGCUGCUGGGCCCCUCACUCUGGCUCUCAGGCCCGAGGUGCGCCUGGUGUCUCUCAAGGACCACGAGCUCUCAUCUGACAUCCUCUCCCUCAGAGGCUUUGAGCGUCUGCAGGCUGCAGAUUACUACCUUGCACACUCUCCCCUCUGUGACAUUAGAGCUUUUGUUCCCUGGUGCCCGCCCGCCCAUCCCUCCCCUCCAUUUGACCACUCUCUCUCUCCCUUCCAUCUCCUCCCAUCCCUCAGCCCUUUUUUUUUCAUCUUGUUCCCUUCACUAGCAACACAUGGCACACCUUGUGCCAUGCUCCAAUUCACCCAUCCCCCCACCCCCCUGUUCCCCCCGCUCCAUGCACAAUGUCAACUGUCUCCCUGUGCUUCUGGCCCUAUGUUCUCCUCCCCUCCUGUCCUCCUUCACCCCUGUCCCUCCUCUCCCCCUGUCUUCCUCUCCCUUUUUCCUCCUCUCCCACUGUCCUCCUCUCCGCCUGUCCCCCUGUCGAACAUGAUGCCCUCGUCUAAGGUGGGGCAGCAGCAGCAGCAGCAGGGAGGCUUUUUGAGGCGCCUCAAAAUUUCUCUGCACUUCAUUCGUAUCUGGCACAGGGGCAUGAUGCCCGCGUUUGAGGUGGGGCAGCAGCAGCAGGGAGGGAGCACCUGGUGCCUUGUCGUUCCACUCAACGGCACUCGCACUCCCCUCUCCCUGCAUCUCUCCCUGCUCUCUCUCCCUGCCUUGUGGGCCCACACGCACGUCCUCCCUCCCACGUGCACGCACGCAUACCAUGACCCCACCAGGUGGGGCAGCAGUACCUGGACUGGAGCACCUCAUGCAGCAGCACACGUACCGUACCACACCGGGCCGCUGCUCUGCCCCAAGCGUCAUCUCGUGGGGCAGCAGUACCUGGAGCAUCUGAUAGCGCAGCGCAGGUACCACCAGGCCGCUGCUCUCUGCCCCAAGCUGCUCCGCUCCCACGCCGCCUCCUGGGAGAGGUGGGUGGUGUGUUUCGCCCAGGCGCAUCAGCUGUCAGUGCUGCUGCCGCACAUUCCCUUUGAGCACCCCCAGCUCGCCCCAGCAGUCUAUGAGGUCAUACGUGUUUCUUUGCUCUGGGCAACGCGGUUGCUCUUUCCACCAGCCACACUUGCUCCUGCUCCCUGCUCGUAUCAUAGCAGAGACUACAGACCAAGACUACACUUGCACCUCCUCCCCCCUCUCUCCAUUCCCCUUCCUCUCCCCCGUUCCCCCCCAUCUCCCUCCGACCGCCCUCAGAUGGUGCUGUGUGCGUUCCUGCCAUCCCCCGCGGACCAUCCUCUCUUCCUCGCCGUCAUGGUGCUGUGUGCGUUCCUGCCAUCCCCCGCGGACCAUCCUCUCUUCCUCGCCAUCGUGCGCUCGUGGCCACUUGAGACGUUCCAAGACUCUUCCCCCUCACCCUUCCCCCCCCUUCCCCACCAGAUGGUGCUGUGUGCGUUCCUGCCAAACCCCGCGGACCAUCCACUCUUCCUCGCAGUCGUUCGCUCGUGGCCGCCUGCCAUCCUGCCACUGCCCUCCCUCAUCGCCCGCGCACAAGCCCGCCACGCCGCUCUCGCUGCUCACGCUCGCCCCUCCGCGCCCCUGCUCGAGGUGAUGGCAGAAAGGAAGGAAGGGGCUCUUUCACAGGAGGGGACUUUUGAGUCGACUCAAAAGUCCCCUCCGCGCCCCUUCUCGAGCACUGCUGCUUCUGCCGCACUCUGCUGCUGUCCCUCACCCCUGCCCCUCCUCUCAUCACAGGCCUUGGCAGAGCUAUCCAUGAAGAGCAACAACAUACCAGAGGCUCUGCGCUUCUACCUCCUCCUGCCGCUUCUCCUGGCAGUAGAUCCGUCCAGGUGCAUUGCAUUCGUGUCAGCCCGAGUGCGCCUGUUCCCCCCUGCCCGCGUCGUCUACUGCAUCGCUCGCCUGGACGCCGUCCGCUGUCUUCCUCCCUCUCCCUCUCCCCUCCCCACUGCUACCUUAUCUCCUUUUCCUCCCCGUUCUGUUUCUUCGCCUCCUGCCCCUGCUGCUGCUGCUGCUGCUGCAUCUGCCACGGCGCCUCAAACGGGUUUGAGCUCACCAACAACUGCUGCUGAUGGUGCUGCUGUUGCUGUUCCCGCGGGUUGUGAUGCUUCUAGUGCUGCUGCUGAGGAAGGCAUGCAUCCAGGCUCACACAGAGAGGGUGGCAGGAGCAGACCACAAAAGCUACAGCUACUACUACAGCUACACGAGGGUGGGGAGGAGGUGACGGAGGAGGGAUGGGAGGGAGCAGCUGGGAAGGAAAGGGGAGAGGGGAAAGCGCGAGAGGAACGCGAGGAGGGAGAGGACGAGAGGGAGGAAGAGGACGGGGAAGAGGAGGGGGGAGAGGAGGGGCAGGAGUUGGAGGGGGCAGUGGUGCGUGGCAUGGGGAAGGUGUGUGUACGGCACCUCAUGCUACGGUACCUGCACACGGUGUUCUUGAGAGAUGCUGCUGUGGGCAGACGAUGGCACACCAUGCAGGUACACCUGUACGCGGAGUUUCAGCCGUCGUUCCUACUAUCCUUCCUGCGCCGCAGCUCAUUCUACUCCCUUGACGCUUGCUUGCACUGCCGCUGCCUCUUGCACUUCCCUUCCUUAUCCCCAUCCCCUUCCUCCCCCCUUCCUCCCCCCUCCCUCCUCCCGACCCCUCUUGACCCUCUCCCUCAUCCCAUCCGCUCCUCCCUUUCCUCUCCACCGCCCCAAUUCCUCUGCCCCUCCCCUCUCCGCCCCCUCGCACUCCCCUUGGCACCGGUGGUGCCAGGCGUACAGGGCGUGUCAGCAGCGGGGCUUACAGCACGCCAUUGUGCUGCUACAGCAGCAUCCCUACAAAGCCACUCCCUCAAAGCGUACAGGGCGUGCCAGCAGCGGGGCCUACAGCACGCCAUGGUGUUGCUACAGCAGCGCAUGGGCAACCACCACACUGCGCUCUCCCUCUGCCUGCACGCCCUGGGCGACGUUGAUCAGCUGCCAGCUCUCCUGGACCGCUGUCUACCCACCAUCAGUCCGCUGCACCUAGUGCGCAUGCUGCACCCGCACCACCCCGUUCCUCGGUUAAAGCAGCGGCUCAUCCCUCUCCUCCAGUCGGCCUCAUUCCAAGUGGAUAUUGAGCGACAAUCGCACCAACUUGUUCUCGCUGGCUGGUUCAAGCUCUUCUCCUCAUUUCAUAAAGAGGCGUGCAGAGCGGUGCGAGUAGGUUCCUCCGCCUGGCAGUUCAGCCUCUCCGUCCCCCCUUCCGCCUUCGCCACCCCUGCUUUCCUCCUCGCCUCUCCAACCCUCUCCUCCCUGCCGCCUCCCUGGCUGCCUCCCACUCCCAGCGCUGCCUCCGCUGCUGCUGCAGCUGCUGCUGCUGGUACUGAUGCUGGGCUGAUUUUUUCAGAGAGAGGCGGGCGGAGUGAGAGGAGGAGGGUGGUGGAGGAGGAGCAAGGAGGGAAAGCAGGAGAAGGAGGGUCUGGAGUAGGUUCAGGCACAGGGGCAGGAGGAGGUCAUGUUAGUGCCGACAGUGGCGGCGGUAAUGGUGGUGGUAAUGCUGCUGCUGCUGCUGUUGCUACUACGACUGGAACAGAUGAUGCUUCUGUCGAGGAGGCAUCGACUGACAGGGUUUCUUUGUACAAUAGCUCUCACGACCACGCAGCAGCGGCGGCGGCGACAGCAGCAGCAGCAGCAGCAGUGCCGGCAGGCUCCCUUGCGUGUGCAGGCAGCACGCGGUGCUGUGUGUGCCUGGAUUCCAUCUGCUUGUUUGACUCCGCAGCUGUGGUCUUCUUCUGCCGCCACUCCUACCACCGCUCAUGCCUGCUCCAUUCCGCCACCGCCGCUACCGCCGCUGCUGGUGCGGCAGCUGGUGCUGCUGCUGGGGCUUCAGAAGGAAUAAGUGCUGCCACUGCAGGUUCACCCUGGGCGUUCUCUUCUCCUGCUGCUGGUGGGACCUCUAGCAGCUACCUCCCUUCUCAUUUCCUUCCCUUGUUGCCACCUGCUCAACGUCCUUCCUCGUCCCUCCUACUAGCCCACUCCUUCACACAGCCCUCGCAAGAGCUUUCUCCUCGCAUGACAGAAGCAGCAACUGAGAGAGCAUCUGCAACCACUCUCGUACCUCCUGCCACCACCGCCUCCUCACCUGCUGCUGUGACUGCCUCUGCUUCCACCAGUGCAGCUGUCGCCGCAGCUUCACAGUCUGACCUGUCAUGUCUUGAUUCUGAGCUGUUUCCCGCCACACAUGACGUGGCUUGUGCUGUGUCUGACGUGUCUUGGUCUGACUCCCCUAUCGUGGAACGAGUAAGGGCAGUGCUGGAGGGGCAGAGUGGAAGGGCAGAGGAAGGUGGGGGGUUUCUGGGAAUGGGCAGGGGGAGCAGGAGGGGAAGAAGGCGGCAACAGAGAGCUAUGCGGCUCAGUGGGUCCUCUGCCUCUGCUGCUGUUGACUCUGGUGCUGAUUCUGCUGCUCCCACCAGCAAAGAAGGGACUGCUGGGGAUGGUCGCAGUGGUGGUGCGGGUGCUGGUGAUGAUGUUGUUGGUGGUGGUGAUGCAGUGGUAUCAAUACAAGAUGUGGAGACAGCACAAGGACAGGUGGCAGUGGCACCACCACAGGCGCCUCCUGACCUACAAACACAACAAGAGAACAAGGGUGCCAUGGAUGGUUCGGGUAAUGACAAGCAGGCACAUGCUAUUGUGGGAGAAUCGAGAGGUGUGGUGGUGAAAGGGGCGGUGAGGGCAGGGGGUGUUUGCUGGGGAGAGAGAGUAGAUGGACUGGUGUUAAGAUGUGCCAUGUGUGUUGGUGCUGCUGGUGCUACUGGUGCUGUGGGACGGAAUGGUUGGUAG